Messenger RNA from Scatophagus argus, 2049 nucleotides. It is a transcript of the gene gabrzb, whose product is annotated as gamma-aminobutyric acid receptor subunit pi. Gene Ontology annotation, biological process: regulation of membrane potential; monoatomic ion transmembrane transport; chemical synaptic transmission. NCBI's taxonomy places the organism in Eukaryota, Metazoa, Chordata, Actinopteri, Scatophagidae. Gene Ontology annotation, cellular component: GABA-A receptor complex; membrane; neuron projection. Gene Ontology annotation, molecular function: GABA-A receptor activity; extracellular ligand-gated monoatomic ion channel activity; neurotransmitter receptor activity. The transcript has 10 exons. Bases 315 to 1688 code for a protein of 457 amino acids. The record is from RefSeq and is a predicted model, not a curated record.
GGCAGCUUUGGAGACUCCAAAUCAGCUGCGAGUCCAUGGCGUGCGUCAUUGCGCAGCGGCGCGGCCAGCCCAUUGUGGUUAAUGGGAAUCCGCUGACUGAGCACAACCAGUUGUUUGUGCGGGCAUAUGUAUGCGCUGAUCAGCAGGUGCUGUCUUUAACUGAAUGGAAGUCUUGGUUACAACCCCAGCGAUCUGAGGGAACACUCUCGUGUUACGGACUCUUAUUUCCAGGAUGCGCUCACAUAUAUGACAUGCUCGCGACGAUCGGCAGUUACAGAUAAACUCCACCUGGAAUCUCCAAACGUUUGGCAGCCAUGGCUUUUUCUGUAUCCAGAGGGACUGUGUUCACUAUCCUCCUCAUUAGCAGGUUGUUAGAGAGCUCUGUGCUCAACGCAGAAGUGAAAGAAGGAGAGAUUCUGCCUCCUACCAUUCAGAAGCUGAUGAAAGGAUACAACAAGUACCUCAGGCCUUUCUUUGACAAUGGGCCUGUUACGGUGGGUAUGAGCCUGGACAUUGCCAGUAUUGACACCAUCUCAGAGAUCAACAUGGACUACACUGCCACCAUAUUCCUCCGUCAGCGCUGGACGGACGAGCGCUUGGUGUUUGAAGGCAACAAGAGCCUGAGUCUCGACGGGCGGCUGGUGGAGCUGCUUUGGGUCCCUGAUACCUUUAUCGUUGACUCCAAGAAGUCCUUCCUCCAUGACAUAACUGUGGAGAACAGGCUGAUCCGCAUCUUCCCCAACGGGACCGUCCUUUACGCAUUGAGGAUUACCACCACCGUGGCCUGCAACAUGGAUCUCACCAAAUAUCCCAUGGACAAGCAGACCUGCACGCUUCAACUGGAGAGCUGGGGUUACAACAUCAAUGAUGUCAUGUUCUACUGGACCAGAGGAAAUGAGUCUGUCAGUGGUUUAGACACUCUGCAGUUGGCUCAGUACACAGUGGAGGACCACUACACAUCUGUCUCAGAGGCCGUUUAUGAAACCGGCAAUUACCCAAAGCUGGUCUUCCACUUUGAGCUGAAGAGGAGCAUUCUGUACUUUAUCUUGGAGACUUACGUCCCCUCCAGCCUGCUUGUUGUCCUCUCAUGGGUUUCCUUCUGGAUCUCCCUAUCCUCUGUUCCAGCACGAAUUUGUAUAGGAGUGACCACAGUACUAACAAUGACCACUCUGAUGAUGGGAGCCCGGACAUCACUGCCCAAUGCCAACUGCUUCAUUAAGGCCAUUGAUGUUUACUUGGGAAUCUGCUUCAGCUUUAUCUUUGGAGCACUCAUUGAGUACGCCGUAGCCCACUUCUGCACGCUCACUCACGCAGAUUCGCACAUGCUGAUGUAUGGCCACCACAUACAUGACUUUGAUGAUGAAAAGAAUGGCAUCGUCACCACCAUCUCCCACAGAGCCAAGAGACGCAAGGAACCUGCUGCAACUCCUACCCCAGCUCCCACCUCCUUAGAACUCACUGUCAGCCCGUCCAGCCCCUCGGGCAGCGAGCCUAAGCCUGAGGCUUUGCCUCCGGAGCCCACCAACUGGUGCCUCACUUUUCUGACCAACAUCCGCAAAGUGCUCCGCUCCAUAUAUUGCUGUCACGUGGAGAAUCCCCAUCACAUAGACAACUACUCCAGAAUCACCUUCCCCCUCUCUUUUGUCAUGGUUAACCUGCUCUACUGGACGUAUUAUUUAUAUUUUUAGCAUUCACUUGAGUGUCGCACGUGUCCCAGAGUGUGAGACAGAGCGUGUAUGCAGACAAGAGCUGUAUCUUACCAUAUGUAUGUACAGUAAGUGUUACUGGGGUGUGUUUUGAGAUGAGUGUGUAAAAUUUCUACCUUUGGAUUCAUGAAGAAGUAGCAUAUUUAUAAGGUGGCUUUGGGGAAAAGCAAUGCUUACAAUUACAGCUCAAUUUUUCCAUAUUUUUUCAUAUUUUCCAUUUGUGCAUUUGAGUUGCUUUGAAUUAUCAUUAUUAUUAGUAGUAGUAGCUGUAAUGUUAUUACUGUUAUUAUUAUUAUCAUUAUCGCUGGUAAAAAGAAAGAAAAGCUGCACCUGACACUGACUG